Messenger RNA from Scylla paramamosain (green mud crab), 6327 nucleotides. RefSeq lists its product as uncharacterized. The transcript is spliced from 12 exons. Gene Ontology annotation, cellular component: plasma membrane. Lineage: Eukaryota; Metazoa; Arthropoda; Malacostraca; Decapoda; Portunidae. Bases 2185 to 3114 code for a protein of 309 amino acids. The record is from RefSeq and is a predicted model, not a curated record.
CCGCGCAUGUGCACAGGCGAUGGUGUUCACAGCUCGAGUGACUGUGCCGCGAGACGGACGCUUGAAAUUUCCUCCUUUACUACCCAUCACGAAGAAAACGGAGUGCAGUGUAUUUGUUAGCGUGUGUUUGUGUCGAAGACGAGGCCGCAACCAGGGAUACGAACACGGCCGUCACUCGAAGGUAAUGAGUGAUGAGGCGUGGAGGUGAUUCUGACGCCGCUGCUGCACCCAUCGAAGGGGUUUAAGUCGAGGACAACCACAAAGCACAGAGGAAACGAGUCGGACAGAUUACUCCACUUCUGGCCACCACUGUACUAAAGCACCCUCUCGCGUCGCUUUUGAAAUAUACCAAUCAGGUUUCAGCAAAUUGAAGGACUUAAAGUCGAGGAAAACCACAAAGCACGGUGGAAAUGAGUGUAGUAAAUUACUCCUCAUCUGACCACCACUAUACCAAAGCACCCUCUCACCCUCUCGUUGCGCUUGAAAUCCGUCGCCUCCUGCAAUAAGUCCCGUCAGCGGAAAAUAAGAAAUUCCACCGCCCGCUUCAGUGCUGCUGUUCAUAAGACGAGCACAGGCAUCGGCUUCACUUUGAUGGUGCUCGGCAAAGGAUAGACCGAGCUAAUGGUCGACGAUUAAAGAUAAGAGAAAAAGUUGUUCCUGAGGUGGAAGUGAAGGGAGCGAAAUAAGAGUCUUUUGAUCUGGGACUGAUAGCAACGAGGUACAAGAGUUUGCUGUUCGCUCCUUGGCUCCCUCCUGUGGCUCCUUCCUCUGGCUCCUUCCUGUGGCUCCCUCCCGUGGCUUCCUCCCGUGCUUCACUCCUCCGUGGCUCCUCUCCUUCAUGCACGUUGGAUCGAGGGGCACUGAUGCAUGUAAGGGCAGCUGCGCACAUCAGGGUGUGGGCGUGGAGGGCGCGUGACUGCAGCAGCGGCGGCGUGCAGGCGUGGGCCAGCUGGCGGCAUGUGGCACCGAGUCAGGUGGUCUACGACGAAGGCCCAGCUGGCUGACAGUUUGUGCGAAGUCCCGGCGUGACGCUCUCCUCCUCCCCGCCGCUCCUUCCCGCACCCCGCCCCUCCUCUCCCUCCCGCUGCAGCACCCCGCCCUCACCGCCCCGCCGCCCCCCAUCGUCCUCGUCAGUGUUGUCGCCCCGCAGCGGAGCGUGAGAGCGGUGGUGGGAGCCUCGAGGGCCAGCGCCACCGUCCACGUGUUUCUGGCACCACGUCACUGUGCCACUCACGACGCAGACCUGCAGACCUUGUGUGUGUUCCUCCCGCACCUCCUGCAGCUCAAGACGUGGCCUCUCCCCUUGUCACCGCGGCACCAGCACCCUCCUCAGUGACCAGGGCGCCUCCCUUUCACCACCAGAAGGACGAGGACGUGUUUCUCGGUGACUCAGCAUUUCUUGUUUGUGUCGUCAAGAUCGGCAACUGAUUCAUUCUUGCACUCUUGGGUGAGGCGCACGGACCUUCCCUUCCUGAACGGUCUGAACACGCUGCCGUCGGGGUGUUUGUGUGGCCACCUGUGGGUCCCGUGCCCCGCGCCCCCCCCGCCGUACUCACAGAGACAGAGGCGGGCGGGCCAUUAAAGCCGCGUGGCGAGGCUGCUGCUGGCGGCUGUUGUGAGUAGUUGUCUUUUCACUUUGACCGCCGAGGAAAGUCAGUAAAGAAUCCAGGAAUUCUUCGAAACUUUAGUCAGCAAAUCCCGUGAGUUGCGGCAGAAAGUGGCACAGCGUGUGACCUUUGAAAAGUUUUAAGCGCUUUAGUCGCGGAGUGUCUGAAGGUGAGCGUCGCGGGGUUCCCGUGUACACAGCCAGACGAGUUGCCUGACGGAGGAGCGACGGAACACAGUUUGCAGUAUUACGUAGCCUGCACAACACUGACUUACAUCAUCCACCAGCAAAGGCGUCGAUUCCGGGGCGUGGGUGUGGGUCUCGGCGGUGCCUGUCGCGUGAGGCAGCGAGGUGACCCCAGCCCCACCACCACUACUGCGGCGGCGAGGGGCUAUCCUCCCCCCUCCCCUCAGUCCCCACCCUCAUGCCGGGGUAGCCACCGCCCAGCGUCUUAAUUAAUACCUGACGCAACGACUUCCCAAUCCCAAGAUGGUGUAGCCCCUCACCACCACCACCCUCACCACCACCACCACCACCACCCCAUAAGGAGCUCCUUCCUCGGGGCCACUUCCCUCGCCAUGGCCUCUCAGGGGGCGCACCCGGCGUGCCUCUUCCUGGCCCUGACGCUGCUCAUGACAGGCGCAGCCACGGCCAUCCUUUGCACCGCCAUCCUCACCAACUACUGGGAGCUGAUCACCUUUGACCGGGAGGCGGUGGAGGCCAUCACCGCGCGCCACAACAACACCCACACCCUCACCUGGCUGUGGGAGGGCAAGGUGGGGAAGGUGGUCAUUCAGCUGGACAAACCCCUGAAGGUGCGUCGUCAGGUGGGAGUGGCGCCACUGGGGGAGGCGAGGGGCGUGAAUGCCAACAACAAUCUCAGGUUCCGUCGACAGACCUCCAGGGUGAUCUACUUGGUCCCUCACCACGGUGGCAUCUGGACCCUUUGUGUGGGCCUCUCAGAGCUCGAGCAAGAGAAGCUUCGAGGCAAGUUUCGUUUGAGCGGCUGCAUCAACUACUUGUCCCCUCACUCAAUGGGGAGCAGCGAUAAGAAUGACUGGGUGCAGAGUAAGUCACGGUCUGUCUCUAUCACUUCUUCUUGCUCUACAAACAGCACAAGGAAGGAUGGUUGGGUUCAGAGAAUGCAGAACCUAAGCAUCUCGUGUGCCCUGGUGUGCUGCAUCCUGCUGGGCGCCUCCGCAGUGGUGGGCAUCUUUGGCAUCAUACAGAGGCAGAUUUCGGCAGUCCUCAUCACCGGUGUCAUGUACAUUCUCGCCUCCACCUUCGGUCUUUUCUGCCUCACCAUUAUGCACUUCAAGAGGAGGACGAAGAAGGACUGCGGCGUGCUGGAUUCACAAGUCACGCCGGAGUACAGCUCAGCGCGGGUGUUCGAGACGGGGUGGUCGCUGGACUUGGGCUGGGGCGGGGUGGUGACCUGCCUGGCGGCGGCGCUGCUGUGGCUCCUCCUGGCUCGCAUCAUGCGCUACAACCCCAUCUCACUCUCCUGAUGCCGCCUCAGCCCCCGGCCCUGGCCACGCCCCUGCCGCCGCGCCCUCCUUGCCUGCCUCCGCGCCUGCCACUGCGUCCCCCUGGCGCCGGACUGAAAUGGAAUACACCCAAGGACAUCUUUUAGCCGCUGCUGUGUAAUCAAUGUCCAGUGUUUUUGUGGUGAGCGUGAGUGUGCCCUCGCUGGGAGCAGCCGAGUCCCGGGCUGGGGAAUGGCGUGGGUCAGGUUUAUGUUGCAGGCGCAGCCCGAGUCAGUAUGGCGUGGUGGGUCACUCCAGGGAUUAUUGAGGCCGUCGCGACCCUUUGUCUCGCGUGGCUGUUGUGUGUGGCGGAGCCGCGGCGUGAAGGUCUCCUUGAGUGUGGCGCGGCAGCUUGUGCUAGUAGUGGCGGGCUAGGGCUGGGGGUUGGGGUGCGCAUGAUCUUGUACUGACGGACUUUCGAGUGUCACGUCACUUGUAUUACUUGUACGUAACUAAACCCUGAGAAGUGUACGCAACCGGAGGUCUUCUGAUUAAGUUGCUCAAUAAAAGACAAAGCAAUCAAUGAUUUCUACUAAAAGAACGAUCGCAGAUCAGAUCUCGUAUCAAUUCAUUUUGUCAAAAGAUGAACACGUGUUCCGUCACACCACCGCUUCCGUCUGGCGGCGCUGGUGUCGCUGUGGCGCUCAAAGAAUGAACCUUAUUCUGAAACACUUCUGCGCCACACCUCCACUAUUUCAAAAGACUCUAGUUGAAGUGACACGAGUUUUUAAGGGUGUUUUUACGGUUCUAGUGACAGGUUAACAAGAUUUCUACAUUAUUAACAGGAGAAACACUCUUGAGAACCCGGCCAAUCAUCUCUGUGGCCUUUGAAAACAGUCGUGGUGAGAGAGCAAAGCGUUUCUGAAUACUGGCCAAUCAGCGACAGAUAAAGAGGAGUCUGAUCCUGUGUUGUGCUCCAGCUUGGCACGAGGCUUACAAAACAAUCUCUCUCUCUCUCUCUCUCUCUCUCUCUCUCUCUCUCUCUCUCUCUCUCUCUCUCUCUCUCUCUCUCUCUCUCUCUCUCUCUCUCGCACAUCUGAUCAGCGGCGCCUUGCGAUGCUCACUUUUUUUUUUACAUGUUACAGGGACAGACACGGCCGCUGAGCUCAAAAUAUCCGCUUGUCAUCCUUCCUUAUCGUGUACGUUGCAUUAACUUCACCGUGUUCAUGAACGUUUUAUACUAUUCGUUCUAGAGAUGUCAAGAUGUCAUGUUGUGGUGUCGAGGGGAGAGGAAGAGGCUGCAGUCCUGUGUAGUAACAGAUAAGGUAAUUGUCGUUCACUUGUUACGUCGUUUCCCGCCACUAUACAGAGGCUCAGGACAAUAAUAGUAAUAAUUCUCGGUGUUCUCUGCUCGUUCUCGGGGCGUGAGGAGGCGGUGACCUCAGCGGUGACACUCAGCAAUUGAGGCCUCCACUUGAUAACACUUUACUCUUCAUCACGCACGUCACGCAUCGUCACCCUUCGUAAACAAACUGCCCGAGUCGUCAUUUUCCUACUCUUCAGAAAGCGAGAUGAAAAAAACGUAUUUUUUCUCGCUUCCCUAUAAAAAGUAAAGAUAAGAUAAAUUUUCAACCACUCAGCCAGGACAGAACAAAGAGAACUGUACCGAAACCACUUGAAGCAGGAUGGAACUAGGAGGAACAGUUCAUAAAUCGCCGGAAAGUGACAUAGGCGGUUUGUUUAUGACAAUAUUAUCAACACAACGAUUCGCCGACAAUCACUGAACACCGCCUCCCUUUCAGAACCCACAGAUCAGGCUGCCCUUCGCGCGCCACACGUGUUGAGGGGCGUCAGGAAGCCCCAUCGCACUCACUCCAGUUCUUUACAUCCAUCAGACUGACUUGAUUGCGUUUUCUAUGACGAACGGGAAAGAGAGAGACGCAGGAAACUUCUCCGUGAACGUUUAUCAUUCCUGUUAAGUCUGGAGCUCUCAGUAAGGGAGGUGGAAACGUGUUGCUUCUUAUGACGAAAGAAGAGAGGCGCAGGACACACUUCUUCAGUGUUGUUUAUCCACGCAAUUUUUUUUUUCUUUUUCUUUUUGAGCUCUCAGUAAGGGAGGCGGAGUCAUGUUGCUUCAUUUUAGAACGGAGAGAAGACGGAGAAAGAUGCGCAGGACGUAUAAUUUCACAUGAAUAUUUUUUUUUAUGAGUGGUACUGGCCAAGGACUACAAAAAAAUAAAUAAAUAAAAAAGACUCACUGAGGUGCUGCUCCCUACAAGAAAAUAGGUAAAGAGAUUAUGUGAGAUUUGAGAACUAUCUUAUUUAUCCACGCCACGUUCGAGGGCCUGAACACGUGACAAGGGAGCUGGAGAGGUGUCAGAAGUCCCAAAGGAAACUGAGGCGCAGUGCAUAAACCUAAGGAUUCUCAAAAGAACUUCGUAGUCUUAUCUCUUGUGCUUCUGACAGACUCUAGUGGCAGUUGUUGGGUUUUUCAAAUCUCUUUUUACGAUUACUGCGAUAGUUUAACAGGGAUUCUGCACAGUGAGGAAAAACACCAAUGAGAUCCUAACUUUUCAUCUUUGCAGUCCUUACGAGACCUCGAAGCAUCUCAGAAUACAGGCUCAGGUAUCAGUAAGUGUCAGUACAAGCGGGUCACGGAAAACAGUUUAGACUAUUCAAAAUUUCAUGGUCUCUUUUUUUCUUUCUAUUUUUCUGAGGUUAAAAAUUUGUACGUGCGCCUUCAAAAGUGGAAAUUUGGCGGAAUUUUUUUAUUCUUUUUUUUUUUUUUUUAUCAGGAACGCUCUUGUUAGUGAAUGAGCGAAGGACGUGCCCGGGUUUCGAUAUCUGAGAGCCGGUGUACUGCAAGGUGUCCGCCUCGUGUGUGCGUGAAGGAGACAGAACUGAAGUGACGGAAGGCGAGACAGUGUUGAAGAUUCUCACGUGGAGUAUUACUUGUAUUGUUAUUAUUAUUAUUAUUAUUAUUAUUAUUAUUAUUAUUAUUAUUAUUAUUAUUAUCAUCAUCAUUAUACAAUCGUAGUAAUAGUGUUAGUAGUAGUAGUAGUAGUCGUAGCAGUAGUUAUAGUAAUAGUAGUAGUAGUAGUAGUAGUAGUAGUAGUAGUAGUAGUAGUAGUAGUAGCAGCAGCAGUAGUUAUGUAAAGAAAAUAUAAAGAGAAACAUACAGAAAAAAUCAUCAGAAUCACCUUUAGAAAACUCUCUCUGAAGGUUAAAGAAAAAAAAAGAGACAAAAGAACCAUU